Molecule: messenger RNA, 2227 nt
Organism: Eurytemora carolleeae
Lineage: Eukaryota; Metazoa; Arthropoda; Copepoda; Calanoida; Temoridae
Exons: 4
Coding region: 107-2218 (703 amino acids)
Source: RefSeq, a predicted model, not a curated record
CAUUCAUGCAGUCUCUGUUGGUCACUUUUGACCUAUAGCUUUAUACCGAGGAAUGCGACUUGUCGUUUGGUAGGGUCCUAAUCUUACUUCUGUACCGAGACUUAGCAUGUGGAUGACCUAUGGAUUGACUUUACUCUGCCUAACUUCAUGCCUCGCCUUACCCUUCGAGACCUUGGCUGGGUUGAGGCCGGUUAACCGGGCCCUCACUGCUUUAUCCGGGGAGGAGUUCGUGGUUGAGUCCGGGGGAGUUUAUGCUGUCUGUCAGCUUGCUUUCUCAACAGAUCUGACCAAGAUAGAUGCACCUUCGAUAUCCUGCACAACACUGGAUAAUAAUGGCGGUGGAGGGACGGUUGGAUCUGUUUCACAUUCAUGGACCUUCUAUUCAACCAUAGGUGGAACGCUGUAUGAAGUGUCUGCUGAUAUAUCUUGCAUCCCAGAUACAGACUCCAUUACCAGCCUGGACCUCUGCUUUAUAGAAGCUUGUACAUCAACAAGUGCUGGUUGUUUGGUUUAUCCAAGCACAAGCUCAUCAAGCUAUUCCAGCUCUUCCUCUAAGACAUCAUCAUUAGUCCUAAUAUUCUCCUCUGCCCCUAGUUCAAGUUCAGAUAGUUCAUCUUUGUCUUCAGAUGUAUCUUCUAGUAGUUCAAGCUCAUCCUCUAAAACAUCUUCUCUAGUUCUCAUAUUCUCCUCUGCUCCCAGUUCCAGCUCAUCGUCAGCAGGUUCUUCCAGUAGCUCAAGUGGUUCUUCUCAAACAUCAUCCUUGGUUCUAACUUUCCCAUCAGCACCUAGCUCUUCUAGCAGCGAAGCAACCACAAAAGCCCCAACAUCAGGAUCUUCUGCUUUGAUUCUUACUCUCUCCUCUCCAUCAAGCUCAAGCUCUGAAAACUCACCAUUAGUGUUGGUCUUCUCUUCUAAUCCAAGUUCCAGCUCAUCAUUAACUUCUUCAAGCAGCUCUUCACAAACAUCCUCUUUGGUGUUGACCUUCUCCUCUGCUCCAAGCUCAAGCUCUACAUCCUCAAGUUCCAGUGGUGCAUCCAGUAGCUCCUCAAGUUCAAGUUCAUCAUUAUCCAUUUCUUCAAGCAGUUCAUCCUCCUCAAGCAGCUCUUCAAAAACAUCCUCAUUGGUGCUGACAUUCUCCUCUGCGCCAAGCUCAAGCAGCUCUUCAUCAUCAUUAAGCUCUUCAAGUAGUUCCAUUAAUACAUCCAGUAGCUCAAGUUCCUCAUCAUCUUCUUCUUCCAGUAUUUCAUCUUCUUCAAGCAGCUCAAGCAGCUGCUCUUCGCAAACAUCCUCUCUGGUCCUGACCUUUUCUUCUGCUCCAAGUUCAAGCUCAUCAUCUUGUGUAUCUUCCAGCAGUUCAAGUUCAUCUCAAACAUCAUCUUUGGUUUUAACAUUCUCCUCAGCUCCAAGUUCAAGUUCACCUCCAAAGUCAUCUUCAAGCAGCUCUUCCACUGAAACAUCAUCUUUAGUUUUAACGUUCUCAUCUGCUCCAAGCAGUUCAAGUUCAAUAACUACAACUGCAGCUCCUCUAACCUCAGCAUCUUGUGGAUUAGUCCUUACAUUCCCUUCAUCAUCUUCAUCCAGUUCAAAUCUUCCAACAAUACUUGCAUUCUCCUCCAAUCCAAGCUCAUCCUCAGAACAAACAUCAAGCUUUGCUUGCUCUUCUAAAUCUUCUUCCUUGGUUCUCACAUUUUCAUCAGCUCCAAGUUCAUCUCCAACUGAUUCCUCAAGUAGUUCUGGCACAGAUUCAAGUAGUUCUGCUACUUCAUCAAUGGUUAUGACAUUCCCAUCAAACCCAAGUAGUUCUGGCACAGAUUCAAGUAGUUCUGCUACUUCAUCAAUGGUGAUGACAUUCCCAUCCAACCCAAGUAGUUCGAGCGCAGAUUCAAGUAGUUCUGCUACUUCAUCAAUGGUGAUGACAUUCCCAUCCAACCCAAGUAGUUCGAGCACAGAUUCAAGUAGUUCUGCUACUUCAUCAAUGGUUAUGACAUUCCCAUCCAACCCAAGUAGUUCGAGCACAGAUUCAAGUAGUUCUGCUACUUCAUCAAUGGUGAUGACAUUCCCAUCCAACCCAAGUAGCUCCAGCUCUCCACUAAGUAGUUCAACUCCUCCAGGAUUUCUGUUCAUCUUCAGCUCUAACCCCUCGAUGUCUUCUAGCGAUGGAACUCCUCCGUCCACUCCCGGAGCCCAAUCUUUCCUUGGUGCUUCAGCUUUCUUGUAGAAGAUUACU